GUCGUUUUCUCUGAGUGAAAAAUUGUGCAAAUUUCAUUGAAAUUAUCGUAUAAACUUCGUUAAAAGCUGUGAUUUUCCCAUCCUAUCUUGUAAACGAUGGGGGAUUCACUGGAAACCACUGUCCUGGGCAGCUUGGGCAGUGAUCCGCCGCAAUCGGUGGAUGCUGAAUCAGUCGCCAUUAUGGACUACGACGGCUUCACCAAUUACAUUCGUAAGGCGGUGACCAUUCUACUGCCGGAGGAAGAUGUCGUUCCGAUGCCGCUGAAUGCUGCCCUUGAGGAUCCGGUAAAUCAGGACUGCAUCCGCAAGUUUCUUUCCGAUCCGCAAACGCAGGCUUUGUACAUCCAACGGUCCUGUUUCAAGGAUGAUGAAAAUGAGCCGCCAACGGAAGGUGAGGAGGAGAAGGAUGCUGUCUCGUACUAUAUCAGCAACGAUGUGCACUUCACAAACCAGCGCAUGGCUUCGCUGGUGUGCAUCAAACGAAGUGCCGUCAUAGAAGCGGAUAAAUCUAUUCUGUCGCAGAUUCGGGUGAUCAACUUUUCCGAAGGUUCGCCAUACGAAACACUGCACUCAUUCAUCAGCAAGACUCUGGCUCCGUACUUCAAAAGUUAUGUUAAGGAGUCAGGUCGUGCCGAUCGUGAUGGCGAUAAAAUGGCUCCUUCGGUGGAGAAAAAGCUCGCCGAGCUGGAAAUGGGUUUGCUGCAUUUGCAGCAAAACAUUGACAUUCCGGAAGUUACAUUAAAUAUCAACGGAACGGUUGCACAAGUUGUGAAAAAAUGCGCUGACGAAGGACGAAAGGCUAAGAUUACCGACUUUGGAGAUAAAGUGGAAGAUUCUACUUUUUUGAAUACCUUGCAAAAUGGAGUUAAUCGAUGGAUUAAAGAAAUUCAGAAAGUUACUAAACUGGAUCGCGAUCCUUCAUCGGGAACUGCACUACAGGAGAUCUCGUUCUGGCUAAAUCUAGAGCGUGCCCUGCAUCGAAUUCAAGAAAAACGAGAAUCUCCGGAGGUCGCUCUUACAUUAAACAUUCUGAAACAUGGCAAACGAUUCCACGCAACCGUGUCAUUCGACACUGAUACUGGACUGAAACAGACCCUGGCAAUGGUGGCCGACUACAACCCUCUGAUGAAAGAUUUUCCGAUCAACGAUUUGCUAUCUGCUACUGAGUUGGACAAAAUCCGUCAAGCUGUUCAAUCGAUUUUCAACCACUUGCGUAAAAUUCGAAGCACCAAGUAUCCAAUUCAGCGUUGUCUUCGGUUGAUCGAGGCGAUUUCCAGAGAUCUCAGUCAGCAAUUGCUCAAAGUCCUGGGAACCCGUCGUUUGAUGCAUAUUCCAUUCGAUGAAUUUGAACGUGUAAUGAAUCAAUGCUUUGAAGUAUUCAGCUGCUGGGAUGAUGAGUACGACAAACUGCAGGGCAUCCUGCGAGACAUCGUUAAAAAGAAGCGUGAUGAGCACAUUAAAAUGGUUUGGCGCAUUGCACCGGCACAUAAAAAGUUGCAGCAACGCAUGGAGCACAUGCGUAAGUUCCGUCGCCAGCAUGAACAGCUUCGGACAGUAAUUGUUCGUGUUCUGCGCCCGGCUAGGCAACCUUCCGGAAUAAAUGGUGCCGGAGAUGCAGCCAACGUAGACGCAAAACAACCGUACAGUCUUGAUAGUGCCGAUGCUAAUGCAAUCGAAGAGGUAAAUCUGGCCUACGAGAACGUGAAGGAGAUCGAGUGUUUGGAUAUUUCCAAGGAAGGCUCGGAAGCGUGGGAUGCCGCUAUCAAGCGGUACGAAGAAAGGAUUGACCGUGUAGAAACACGCAUUACGGCACAUCUGCGCGAUCAACUUGGAACGGCUAAAAAUGCCAACGAGAUGUUCCGUAUCUUUUCGCGCUUCAAUGCGCUGUUUGUCAGACCGCACAUUCGUGGUGCAAUUCGUGAAUAUCAAACACAACUGAUUCAACGUGUGAAGGAUGAUAUAGAAGCUUUGCAUGAGAAGUUCAAGGUUCAAUACCCUCAAAGCAAAAGUUGUCGUUUGUCGGUGGUACGCGAUUUGCCACCAGUCGCUGGUUCCAUCAUCUGGGCCCGUCAAAUCGAUAACCAACUGACCAUGUAUUUGAAGCGCGUCGAAGACGUCCUCGGCAAGGGUUGGGAGUCGCAUAUCGAAGGGCAGAAGUUGAAAGCCGAUGGAGACAGCUUCCGUGCCAAACUGUCCACGGCGGAAGUCUUUCAAGAAUGGGCUCGCAAAGUACAGGAACGUAAUACUGGCAUUACCGGUCGAAUCUUCCUCAUUGAAUCGACCCGUUCCCGUACCGGCAGGGGUAACACGCUACGUUUGAGAGUUAAUUUCUUGCCGGAAAUUAUCACUCUCUACAAGGAAGUACGCAAUUUGAAGAGCUUGGGAUUCCGCGUUCCGCUGGCAAUUGUCAACAAAGCGCACCAGGCGAAUCAACUGUAUCCGUUCGCGAUUUCCCUGAUUGAAAGUGUUCGUACCUACGAACGUACGCUGGAAAAGAUCGAAGACCGUGCCAGUAUCAUUCCGCUUGUUGCCGGCUUACGCAAGGAGGUGCUGGCUCUGAUCUCCGAAGGAAUCGCUCUGGUUUGGGAAAGCUACAAGCUUGAUCCGUACGUUCAGCGGCUGUCGGAAAACGUUACCUCCUUCCAGGAGAAGGUUGAAGAUUUGCUAGUUGUAGAAGAACAGUUGGAUGUUGAUGUGCGCUCGCUCGAAACGUGCCCAUACAGUGCCGCCACUUUUGCCGAUAUUCUGUCCAAAAUUCAACACGCCGUCGACGAUCUUUCACUGAAGCAGUACUCCAACUUGCACGUUUGGGUCGCCCGGCUGGAUGAAGAAGUCGAGAAAAAACUGGCUGCUCGCUUGCAAGCUGGCAUUCAAGCUUGGACCGAUGCAUUGACUGGUAACAAGAAAGAACUGGAUUUGUCGAUGGAUACGGAUGCUCCGGCACAGCCGACCAUUAAACCGGGUGGCGAUCCGCAAAUCCAGAAGGCGAUACACGAGAUUCGCAUCACCAAUCAGCAAAUGUAUCUUUAUCCUUCCAUUGAGGAAGCCCGUUUCCAGAUCAUGCAACAGUUGUUUGCUUGGGAGGCCAUUGUGACAUCGCAAACACGGCUGCAAAGUUCCCGCUACCAGGUAGGACUCGACAAACCCGUUUCUCAGACAUACAGAAACCUGUUGACCAAGUUGCCUGGCGGUUCGGAUCCGUUGGAGGGCGCUUACGGAGCAAUUGAAAAUCAAAUUUCCGAAGUGCGCAACUACGUUGACGAAUGGCUGCGUUAUCAGAGCUUGUGGGACUUGCAGGCGGAUAUCCUAUACGGACGACUUGGCGAGGAUAUUAAUCUCUGGAUCAAGUGCUUGAACGAUAUCAAAAAAUCACGAACGACUUUCGAUACUUCCGAUACACGUCGGGCUUACGGACCGAUUGUGAUCGAUUACGCCAAGGUACAAGCUAAGGUCACACUGAAGUACGAUUCGUGGCACAAGGAAGCUUUGAGUAAAUUUGGACAGCUGCUGGGUAACGAAAUGACCACCUUCCACACCAAGGUGUCGAAGAGCCGAAGCGAUUUGGAGCAGCAAAGCAUUGAAGCUGCUAGCACUUCGGAUGCAGUUUGUUUCAUAACCUAUGUGCAGUCACUGAAGAAAGAGAUGCUCGUUUGGGACAAGCAGGUUGAAGUCUACCGCGAGGCACAACGCAUUCUUGAGCGGCAGAGAUUCCAAUUCCCCAAUAACUGGUUACACGUGGAUAACAUCGAGGGUGAAUGGUCUGCUUUCAAUGAAAUCAUGAAGCGGAAGGAUUCGGCCAUUCAAACACAGGUGGCUAGUUUGCAAAGCAAGAUUGUUGCGGAAGAUAAGGCAGUUGAAACCAGAACACUGGACUUCCUUAACGAUUGGGAAAAGAAUAAGCCCACCGGUGGUCGCACCCGGCCGGAUGAUGCUCUGCAGCAGUUGCAUAUUUUCGAAACUAAAUUCUCGCGUCUCAAGGAGGAACGAGACAAUGUGGCAAAGGCAAAGGAAGCACUGGAAUUGCAAGAGUCGGCAAUUCCUAACAACAGCACCGAACGAAUGUCGGUUGUUUUGGAGGAAUUGCAGGAUUUGCGAGGAGUUUGGAGUGAACUUUCCAAGAUUUGGGCUCAAAUUGAUGAAACUCGUGAGAAGCCGUGGCUUUCGGUGCAACCUAGAAAGCUUCGUCAGUCGCUGGAAGCGAUGAUGAAUCAGCUUAAGGAGCUUCCGGCACGACUGCGCAUGUACGAAAGCUACGAAUAUGUCAGGAAACUUCUGCAGACUUACAUCAAAGUUAAUAUGAUGAUUGUCGAGCUUAAGUCCGAUGCCCUGAAGGAGCGCCAUUGGAAACAACUGACCAAGCAGCUACGCGUCAGCUGGGUGCUCUCUGACUUAACUUUGGGACAAGUUUGGGACGUGAAUUUGCAGAAAAAUGAGUCGAUCGUGAAGGAUAUUAUUCUGGUUGCGCAAGGAGAAAUGGCGUUGGAGGAGUUCUUGAAGCAGGUUCGCGAAAGCUGGCAAAACUAUGAGCUGGAUUUGAUCAACUACCAGAAUAAAUGUAGAAUCAUCCGUGGUUGGGACGAUCUGUUCAACAAGGUUAAGGAGCAUAUUAAUUCGGUGGCUGCGAUGAAGCUGUCUCCCUACUAUAAGGUAUUUGAGGAGGAAGCUCUAACUUGGGAGGAGAAGUUGAAUCGUAUCAACUCGCUGUUCGAUGUCUGGAUCGAUGUUCAACGUCGUUGGGUUUAUCUGGAAGGUAUCUUCUCGGGAAGUGCUGAUAUCAAGACCUUGCUGCCAGUGGAAACGUCUCGCUUCCAGAGUAUCAGCUCCGAAUUUCUAGGACUAAUGAAGAAGGUUGCCAAAUCACCGAAGGUGAUCGAUGUGCUGAAUAUCCCGGCGGUGCAGCGUUCCCUGGAACGGUUGGCCGAUCUGCUUGGAAAGAUACAGAAAGCUUUGGGAGAAUAUCUGGAGCGGGAGAGAACUUCGUUCCCAAGAUUCUACUUUGUGGGCGAUGAAGAUUUGCUUGAAAUUAUCGGUAACAGCAAAAAUGUGGCUCGGCUGCAGAAGCACUUUAAGAAAAUGUUUGCUGGCGUUGCAUCUAUUUUGCUAAACGAAGAUAACACCAUCAUCUUGGGUAUUGCUUCGCGCGAAGGGGAGGAGGUCAAAUUCACCAAACCUGUUUCCACUGUCGAACACCCGAAAAUCAACGAAUGGCUGACGCUGGUCGAGAAAGAGAUGCGAUUCACUUUGGCGUCCUAUUUGGCGCAGGCCGUUCAGGAUAUUAAACAAUUUAAGGAUGAAAUCGAUACUCAAAAGUACAUGGAAUGGUGUGAUAAGUAUCAAGCACAGAUCGUUGUUUUGGCAGCUCAAAUUCUCUGGUCCGAGGAUGUGGAAGCAGCCUUGCAGCAAGCUUCCGACAGUCCAAACAAUAAAUCUCCCCUAAAUCGUGUGUUGGCGACCGUUGAAGCUACACUGAACGUCCUAGCAGACUCGGUUCUACAAGAACAACCAGCUUUGCGUCGUAAGAAGCUCGAACAUUUGAUUAACGAAUUUGUCCACAAGCGUACCGUCACUCGUCGUUUGAUCGCCCAUGGAGUUAACAAUCCAAAAUCUUUCCACUGGCUUUGUGAAAUGCGUUUCUACUUUGAUCCUCGUCAAACGGAAGUUUUACAGCAACUCACGAUCCACAUGGCAAACGCUCGUUUCUACUAUGGCUUCGAGUAUUUGGGAGUUCAGGAUCGACUGGUACAGACCCCGCUAACCGAUCGCUGCUACCUAACGAUGACGCAGGCACUCGAAUCGCGGCUUGGAGGUUCCCCGUUCGGUCCAGCCGGUACGGGUAAGACUGAAUCGGUGAAAGCGCUCGGUAAUCAGUUGGGUCGUUUCGUGCUCGUGUUCAAUUGCGAUGAAACGUUCGAUUUCCAAGCGAUGGGACGCAUCUUUGUUGGCCUUUGCCAAGUUGGAGCAUGGGGAUGCUUCGAUGAAUUCAACCGUCUGGAAGAACGGAUGCUGUCAGCCGUAUCGCAGCAGAUUCAAACCAUCCAAGAGGCUCUCAAAUCUCAGCAGGACAGUCUAAAGGACGCCCAAAGCAUUACCGUCGAGUUGGUUGGAAAGCAGGUCCGCGUAUCCACCGAUAUGGCUAUCUUUAUUACCAUGAAUCCAGGCUAUGCUGGACGUUCCAAUCUGCCGGAUAAUUUGAAGAAACUUUUCCGCUCGCUAGCGAUGACAACUCCAGACCGGCAGCUGAUUGCCGAGGUUAUGCUUUUCAGUCAGGGUUUCCGAACUGCGGAGAAAUUAGCCUGCAAAAUUGUUCCGUUCUUCAAACUUUGCGACGAACAGCUGUCCAACCAAUCUCACUACGACUUUGGGCUGCGUGCGCUAAAGUCCGUGCUGGUGUCGGCCGGUAAUGUGAAACGCGAUCGUAUUAUGAGAAUCAAGGAACAGAAAAAGCAAAGUGGCGAGGAAAAUAUCGAUGAAGCUUCGAUCGCGGAGAAUUUGCCGGAGCAGGAAAUUCUGAUUCAGUCCGUUUGCGAGACUAUGGUUCCCAAGCUGGUAGCGGAGGAUAUUCCGCUGCUGUUCUCUUUGUUGAGUGAUGUAUUCCCCAAUGUUGGUUAUACCCGUGCCGAAAUGAAAGGAUUGAAGGAUGAAAUCCGAAAGGUGUGCGCCGAAGAGUAUCUGGUUUGCGGCGAAGGUGACGAGCAAGGUGGUGCAUGGAUGGAAAAGGUUCUGCAACUGUAUCAAAUUUCCAACCUCAACCAUGGUUUAAUGAUGGUUGGUCCGUCUGGUUCUGGAAAAUCGACCGCUUGGCGGGUGCUUCUGAAAGCCUUGGAACGUUACGAGGGCACUGAAGGUGUUGCUCAUGUUAUCGACCCGAAGGCAAUCUCAAAGGAAGCGUUGUACGGUGUGCUGGAUCCAAAUACACGCGAAUGGACCGACGGAUUGUUCACACACAUUUUGCGUAAAAUCAUUGAUAAUGUGCGUGGAGAAAUUAACAAACGCCAAUGGAUUAUCUUUGAUGGUGACGUAGACCCGGAGUGGGUUGAAAAUCUUAACUCGGUGUUGGACGACAACAAACUGUUGACUCUACCGAAUGGUGAGCGACUUUCGCUCCCUCCUAACGUGCGAAUCAUGUUUGAAGUUCAGGACUUGAAGUAUGCCACGCUGGCCACCGUAUCUCGAUGUGGUAUGGUUUGGUUCUCGGAGGAUGUUCUGUCAACGGAAAUGAUCUUCGAAAAUUAUAUGGCUCGUUUGAAGAAUAUUCCACUGGAAGAUGGAGAGGAGGAGAGUUUCACCCAGGCAAAGGCAAACGAUAAGGAUGACGAAUUGACUCCAGCGUUGCAAACUCAAAGAGAAAUUGCUUCUUUGCUUCAGCCUUACUUCACAUCAGAUGGGUUGGUCGUGCGCUGUCUGGAAUAUGCCAUGGCACAGGAACACAUCAUGGAUUUCACGCGUCUACGAGCACUCAGUUCUCUGUUUUCUAUGCUUAAUCAAGGUGCACGGAACGUGCUGAAUUUCAAUCAACAACAUCCCGAUUUCCCGGUCCCGCCAGAACAGCUUGAACAGUACAUUCCUAAGCUACUGAUCUACUCGCUUCUCUGGUCGUUUGCUGGCGACGCAAAACUGAAAGUUCGUUCCGACCUCGGUGAUUUCCUACGCAGUGUCACUACUGUCGCACUGCCGGCACAAUCUGGCAACCCGAUAGUCGAUUUCGAAGUCAACAUACAAGGAGAUUGGGUUCCGUGGUCCAACAAGGUACCAGUUAUCGAGGUUGAAACCCACAAGGUUGCUGCUCCGGAUGUUGUCGUCCCCACACUUGACACUGUGCGUCACGAGUCGCUGCUAUAUACUUGGUUGGCCGAACAUAAACCACUGGUUCUCUGUGGUCCACCAGGUUCCGGUAAGACGAUGACUCUAUUUUCGGCUCUACGCGCACUUCCCGACAUGGAAGUGGUCGGAUUGAACUUUUCUUCCGCAACCACUCCGGAGCUGUUGCUGAAGACCUUCGAUCACUACUGUGAAUACCGAAAAACACCUAAUGGAGUUGUGCUAGCUCCUGUCCAGCUAGGCAAGUGGCUGGUUCUUUUCUGCGAUGAAAUCAAUCUUCCAGAUAUGGAUUGCUACGGUACACAGCGUGUCAUUUCCUUCCUCCGACAGUUGGUUGAACACCGUGGUUUCUAUCGGGCUGGAGAUCAGUCUUGGGUAACGCUCGAACGUAUCCAGUUCGUCGGAGCUUGUAAUCCACCAACCGAUCCAGGUCGUAAGCCUCUUUCGCAUCGCUUCCUGCGUCACGUUCCAAUUAUCUACGUCGACUAUCCUGGCGAAACAUCACUCAAGCAGAUUUACGGUACCUUCAGUCGUGCUAUGUUGCGUCUGAUGCCGAAUCUCCGUGGUUACGCCGAACCACUCACCAACGCAAUGGUGGAAUUCUACUUGGCCUCACAGGAUCGAUUCACGCAGGACAUGCAACCGCACUACGUCUAUUCGCCGCGUGAAAUGACCCGCUGGGUUCGAGGUAUCUGCGAAGCCAUCCGCCCGCUGGACAAUCUACCUGUCGAAGGACUGGUUCGUUUGUGGGCUCACGAAGCGUUGCGUUUAUUCCAGGAUCGUCUGGUUGAAGAAUCCGAACGUCGAUGGACUAACGAAAAUAUUGAUCUCGUAGCAAUGAAGCACUUCCCCAGUGUCGAUCGCGAAAAGGCCCUUGAACGACCAAUUCUGUACAGUAAUUGGUUGUCCAAAGAUUACAUGCCCGUUAAUCGUGUGGAAUUGCGAGAUUACGUCAAGGCUCGUUUGAAGGUGUUCUACGAGGAAGAACUGGACGUUCCCUUGGUGUUGUUUGAUGAAGUACUAGAACAUGUGCUGAGAAUCGACCGUAUUUUCCGUCAACCGCAAGGACAUUUACUGUUGAUCGGUGUUUCAGGAGCCGGUAAAACAACCCUCUCCCGUUUCGUUGCCUGGAUGAAUGGGUUGUCCAUCUUCCAAAUUAAGGUACACAACAAGUACACGAGCGAGGAUUUUGAUGAGGAUCUGCGAUGCGUUUUGAGACGAGCCGGUUGCAAAGACGAAAAAAUCGCCUUCAUUCUUGAUGAAUCCAACGUGCUGGACUCCGGUUUUCUGGAACGAAUGAAUACCCUACUUGCGAACGGUGAAGUCCCUGGAUUAUUCGAAGGUGACGAGUACACCACCCUCAUGACACAGUGCAAAGAGGGCGCUCAACGCGAAGGACUGAUGCUUGAUUCAAGCGAUGAACUCUAUAAAUGGUUUACCCAGCAAGUAAUGCGCAAUCUGCAUGUGGUAUUCACAAUGAACCCUUCGACCGAUGGUCUAAAAGACCGUGCAGCAACAUCCCCUGCUCUGUUCAAUCGAUGCGUACUGAACUGGUUCGGUGACUGGUCAGACUCAGCUCUGUUCCAAGUGGGCAAAGAAUUCACGGUGCGAGUUGAUCUUGAUAAACCGACCUGGACUGCUUCAGACUUCUUCCCGGCAGCUUGUCCAUUGAUCAGCAACACCCCAUCGCAUCGCGAAGCAGUAAUUAACGCAUGUGUUUAUGUUCACCAAACCCUGCACAAGGCAAAUGCACGCCUGGCGAAACGUGGAGGACGAACGAUGGCCAUAACACCACGGCACUAUCUAGACUUUAUUCAUCACUUUGUUAAACUAUACUCGGAGAAGCGCAGCGAUCUAGAGGAACAGCAGCUGCAUCUGAACGUUGGUCUCAAUAAGAUUGCAGAAACUGUAGAACAGGUAGAAGAAAUGCAAAAAUCUCUCGCCGUCAAAUCUCAAGAACUGCAAGCAAAGAAUGAUGCAGCCAACGCUAAACUGAAGCAGAUGUUCAAAGAUCAACAGGAAGCGGAAAAGAAAAAGGUCCAAUCGCAAGAAAUUCAACAACAGUUGGCCGAACAAACCAUCAAAAUCGAAGAGAAACGCAAGGACGUCAUGGCUGAUUUGGCCCAGGUCGAACCAGCGGUUAUUGAUGCUCAAGCCGCUGUUAGCAACAUUAAAAAGAAACAGCUGGCCGAGGUACGAACAAUGGCCAACCCGCCGGGUCCGGUUAAACUGGCGCUGGAAUCAGUAUGUCUACUGCUUGGAGAAGACGACCGCGGUGGCGACUGGAAAGCCAUUCGCCAGAUUUUGGUGAAAGACAGCUUUAUUACGUCGAUUGUCAAAUUCGACACGUCUCAAAUUACUGACGAUGUUCGCGAGAAGAUGAAAUCCAGAUAUCUCAGCAAUCCGGACUAUAACUUCGAGAAGGUAAACCGUGCCUCAAUGGCUUGCGGUCCCAUGGUGAAAUGGGCCAUCGCUCAGGUCGAGUAUGCCGACAUGUUGAAGCGCGUUGAACCACUUCGCGAUGAGUUAAGUUCACUGGAACGGCGCGCCGAAACCAACAUCAAGCACGGUAGGGAAGUGAAGGAUCUGAUUGCACAGCUCGAACAGAGCAUCGCUUCCUAUAAGGAGGAAUACGCUCAGCUCAUUUCGCAGGCUCAGGCCAUUAAAACCGAUCUGGAAAAUGUACAAGCCAAGGUGGACCGUUCAAUCGCCUUGCUUAAGAGUUUGGUCAUCGAACGGGAACGCUGGGAGGCAACCAGCGAAACUUUCCGCUCACAGAUGUCGACCAUCAUCGGAGACGUACUUCUGUCAGCGGCCUUUAUCGCUUAUGGUGGAUACUUCGAUCAGCACUACCGCAGUAAUCUAUUCUCCACCUGGUGUCAACAUCUGCAAGCGGCUAACAUUCAGUUCCGGGCGGAUAUCGCUCGUACAGAGUAUUUAUCCAACCCGGAUGAAAGACUGCGCUGGCAGGCAAAUGCUUUGCCAACCGACGAUCUGUGCACUGAAAACGCAAUCAUGCUGAAACGUUUCAACCGAUACCCGUUGAUAAUCGAUCCUUCCGGACAGGCCACUGAAUUCAUCAUGAACGAAUUCAAAGAUAAGAAAAUCACCAAAACGAGCUUCCUCGACGAUUCGUUCCGUAAAAACUUGGAGUCGGCUUUGCGUUUCGGUAAUCCACUUCUGGUACAGGACGUCGAGAAUUACGAUCCGAUUUUGAACCCCGUGCUUAAUCGAGAGCUGCGACGCACAGGUGGACGUGUGCUGAUAACUCUUGGUGAUCAGGAUAUUGAUCUGUCGCCGUCGUUUGUGAUCUUCCUGUCGACACGCGAUCCAACUGUAGAGUUUCCACCGGAUAUUUGCUCUCGUGUCACAUUUGUGAAUUUCACCGUCACGAGAAGUUCACUGCAGUCUCAAUGUUUGAAUCAAGUUUUGAAGGCAGAACGGCCAGAUAUCGAUGAAAAGCGGUCCGAUCUGUUGAAGCUGCAGGGCGAGUUCCAUCUGCGUCUUCGCCAACUGGAGAAGAGCUUGCUUCAGGCUUUGAACGAUGCUAAGGGUAAGAUCCUGGAUGAUGACUCCGUUAUUACAACACUGGAAACGCUGAAGAAGGAAGCAGCUGAUAUUGGUCAGAAGGUCGAAGAAACCGAUAAGGUUAUUGCCGAAAUUGAAACGGUUUCCCAACAAUACCUGUCGCUAUCGCAGGCUUGCAGCAACAUUUACUUCACGAUGGAUAGCUUGAAUCAAGUGCACUUCCUGUAUCAAUACUCGCUGAAGAUGUUUUUGAACAUUUUUAGCACCGUUCUACACAAUAACCCAAGAUUGGAAGGCAAGACUGACCAUACUGGACGUUUAUCUAUAAUUACAUCCGACUUGUAUCGUGUAUGCUACGAACGAGUUGCUAGAGGUAUGCUGCAUGCCGAUCGCCUAACAUUCGCAAUCCUGCUUUGCCGAAUCCAUCUGAAAGGUACAAGUGAACCUAAUCUAGACCAGGAAUUCAGCUUUUUCCUGCGCAACAAGGAAGGAUUGGUAUCGUCUUCUUAUCACAUCGAUGGAGUUAACGCUGAACAACUCGAAUCCGUCACACGCUUAUCGAACCGGCUACCAAUGUUCCGCAAGCUGCUAGACAAGAUCAAAUCCAUGCCAGAACUUUCAGCCUGGUUGCAGCAGGGAUCCCCGGAACAAAACGUUCCCGUACUAUGGGAUGAAUCCAAAGCUCUGUCUUCAAUUUCAGCUGCUAUGCAUCAGCUACUGUUGAUCCAAGCCUUCAGACCGGAUAGAGUUAUAGCGGCCGCCCAUAUCUUCGUAGACACCGUACUGGGCGAGGAUUUCAUGCCUCAAGCCGAAAAGGAACUCGACUUUGGUGCUUGCGUCGAAAAAGAACUCACCAGCAACACACCGGCUCUGCUUUGCUCGGUGACUGGUUACGAUGCUUCCUCUCGAGUGGACGACUUGGCUGCUGAAUUGAACAAACAAAUCACCAGCAUUGCUAUCGGUUCCGCUGAAGGUUUCAACCAAGCCGAACGUGUUAUAAAUAUGGCUUGUAAAUCUGGACGAUGGGUGCUACUGAAGAACGUUCAUUUGGCACCACAAUGGUUAGUCCAAUUGGAAAAGAAACUGCACUCUCUACAACCUCAUUCUGGAUUCCGACUUUUCCUUACGAUGGAGAUCAACCCGAAGGUUCCCGUUAAUCUUCUGCGUGCAGGUCGUAUUUUCGUGUACGAACCACCACCAGGUAUUCGGGCCAAUCUGUUGCGUACCUUCUCCACUGUUCCGGCGGCACGCAUGAUGAAACAACCUAGCGAGCGAGCUCGACUCUAUUUCCUGCUAUCAUGGUUUCAUGCCAUCGUUCAGGAACGUUUACGCUACGUACCACUUGGCUGGGCCAAAAAGUACGAGUUCAACGAGUCCGAUUUGCGUGUAGCCUGCGAUACUUUGGAUACUUGGAUCGACGCAACAGCUAUGGGACGUACUAAUUUGCCCCCGGAGAAGGUUCCGUGGGACGCACUGGUAACAUUGCUUUCGCAAAGUAUUUACGGUGGUAAAAUCGACAACGAUUUCGAUCAGCGUUUGCUCUCUUCUUUCUUGUCCAAAUUGUUUACGGCGCAUAGCUUUGAAGCCGAAUUUGCACUGGUUGCCAACGUAGAUGGAGUAGCUGGUGGACCGAAUGGCCAGCGACAUAUCACGAUGCCGGACGGAACACGCAGAGAUCAUUUCCUUAAGUGGAUUGAAUCGUUGGCCGAUCGUCAGACUCCAUCCUGGUUGGGUCUACCGAAUAACGCGGAGAAGGUAUUGCUAACUACUCGCGGAACCGAUUUGAUCAGCAAACUGCUGAAAAUGCAACAACUGGAAGAUGAUGAUGAGCUCGCUUACAGCAACGAUGAAAGUUUGGCAACGCAAACUCGCCAAACUAGACAGGAAGAUGGGCGUCCAUCGUGGAUGAAAACGCUGCAUAACAGUGCUCUAACUUGGUUAGAGCUAUUGCCGAAACAGUUAGCUACUCUAAGACGCACUGUAGAGAAUAUUAAAGAUCCACUUUAUCGAUACUUUGAGCGUGAAGUUUCUUCGGGAGCGAAACUACUGCAAACAGUUGUCAGUGACCUGCAGGAUGUGGUUCUAAUUUGCCAAGGGGAAAAGAAGCAAACCAAUUAUCAUCGCACAAUGCUUAGCGAGUUGGUGAGAGGCAUUUUGCCGGCCGGCUGGAGACGUUACACGGUGCCAGCCGGGUGCACCGUUAUCCAAUGGGUCACCGAUUUCAGCCAUCGGGUGCAACAGUUGCAGAAAGUGUCCACUCUGGUUUCCCAAGCUGGAGCCAAAGAACUACAGAGCUUCCCGGUGUGGCUGGGCGGAUUGUUUAACCCGGAGGCGUAUAUUACGGCCACUCGGCAGUGUGUUGCACAGGCUAACAGCUGGUCACUGGAGGAAUUAACCUUGAACGUUACAAUUACCGAAAAUGGCUCCGAUGGUUUCGAUAAUCUCAAAGAUAGCAGCUUCGGUAUUUCGGGUUUGAAAUUGCAAGGUGCCCAGUGCAAAAACAACCAAUUGCUGCUAACUUCGGCCAUUAUGACCGAGUUGCCAUUGACACUGCUCAAGUGGACACGUAUCGAUGCGGAAGGAGCCCGGGCAAUCAAACUUACACUUCCGGUGUAUUUAAAUUCAACCCGAACGGAGUUGCUGUUUACGGUGGAUAUGACCGUGGCACCGGGCCAGGAUCCGCAUAGUUUCUACGAACGUGGCGUGGCUGUUUUGUCGUCGACUGCAUUAAAUUAAAAAGUGCUUGCAAGGCACUGCAUAUAUCUUAACAUUGCUUGUCAUAUAUUAAUAUUUACUCGGUGGCAGUUUAUUACACGUUAAUUAAAAUAUCGUAUCUUAUUCAAGCUUAUGCAAUAUAUAACAACGUACUCAUCAUAAUUGU
Sabethes cyaneus is the source of this 14227-nucleotide messenger RNA. RefSeq names its product dynein heavy chain, cytoplasmic (gene Dhc64C). Gene Ontology annotation, cellular component: dynein complex. The transcript is spliced from 10 exons. Bases 97 to 14082 code for a protein of 4661 amino acids. Gene Ontology annotation, molecular function: minus-end-directed microtubule motor activity; ATP hydrolysis activity; dynein light intermediate chain binding. NCBI's taxonomy places the organism in Eukaryota, Metazoa, Arthropoda, Insecta, Diptera, Culicidae. Gene Ontology annotation, biological process: microtubule-based movement. The record is from RefSeq and is a predicted model, not a curated record.